AUGAUUCUUCAACAUGCUCUCACUAUAUGUUAUGAACACCUCCCUGUGAUCAUUACCACUGCGAUUCUACUCCUUUUGACCUCGCAGGCAUUUUAUGAGGUUUUCGUCAACCCUCUCAAGAAAUUCCCAGGUCCCAAGUUAGCAGCCGCAUCACGAAUCCCCCAGCUCUACCAUACAUUCAAGGGAGACCUUCUUGAGUGGGUCACGGGACUACACGCGAUUUACGGGAAUGUCGUUCGUGUGGCGCCAGACGAGUUGAGCUACGCAACUGGCGAAGCAUGGAAAGGUAUUUACGGGCAUGCGACCGCAGGGAAAAAGGUCACAGAAAAGGACACCCGGUUCUACGGUCCCUCAUUCAACGGAGCCCCGGAUAUAAUUCGCGCGAAGGGGCCGGACCAUUCGCGCUUUCGCCGGAACUUUUCACAUGCGUUUUCGGACCGCGCUCUUCGUGACCAGCAACCCUUGAUCUGCGGAUACGUGGAUAUGCUUGUCGCUUCGCUCAAUGACACCCUCCGGGCAGACCCGAAGGCGAAAGUCAACCUGGUUCGCAUGCUAAACCUGACGACAUUUGAUAUUAUGGGCGAUUUGACCUUCGGAGACUCCUUGGAGCUGUUGGCCGGAACUGGCGAUAUGAAUUGGGUGGAGGCAGUCUUUAUUAGCAUGAAGACGAACGCGUUACGCCGACUGGCACGCUACUGGCCUUUGGUCACUCCGAUCGUGCAACAGAUAAUACCUAAGAAGUUGCGCCAACAGAGCAUGGCUCACUACCGGUCUUCGCAGGCACGGGUCGAUAAGCGAAUUGAGAGUGAUCAUGACAUGCACAAGGCGGACAUUUGGGGUACUGUAAUGCACCAGAAGGAGGAGCUGCGUCUGAGCCGGAUGGAAAUGUACGCUAACUCGCAGGUAUUUAUGGUGGCUGGCACCGAGACCACCGCUACGGCGCUCAGUGGGUUGUUCUACCAGCUCUUGCAGAAUCCCGACAAGCUGGAGAAGCUGCUCAAUGAAAUUCGGGAAAACUUCCAGAAGGACUCGGAUAUUGAAAUGAGGGCUCUGGAGCAGAUGAAGUACCUAAAUGCAUGCCUGGAGGAAGCAUUGCGUGUCUAUCCUCCGGUUCCAGUUGGCCUGCCUCGGGUUACCCCCGAUGAUGGGUUGAUGGUUUGCGGCGAAUACAUCCCAGGACAGGUCGCACUCUCGGUCAAUCAAUGGGCAACUUAUCACAGCGCUAAAAACUUCAAGCGGCCUGAUGACUUCAUUCCUGAACGUUGGAUAAGCAGUGAUUUCGACUCUGACAACAAGGCAUCAUUUCAGCCAUUUUCAUUCGGCCCCCGAAACUGCCUUGGACGAAAUUUGGCCUAUCAUGAAAUGCGUGUGAUUCUGGCCAAAUUGCUGUUUCACUUUGAGUUCUCUCUUCUCCCAGAGUCGGUCGGUUGGCAGAAACAAAAGACUUUCUUUUUAUGGGAGAAGCACGAUUUGAUGGUUCAACUUCAGCCUCGACACUGA
Messenger RNA from Aspergillus eucalypticola CBS 122712, 1500 nucleotides. Its product is annotated as cytochrome P450. The record is from RefSeq and is a predicted model, not a curated record. The transcript is spliced from 4 exons. Lineage: Eukaryota; Fungi; Ascomycota; Eurotiomycetes; Eurotiales; Aspergillaceae. Gene Ontology annotation, molecular function: heme binding; oxidoreductase activity, acting on paired donors, with incorporation or reduction of molecular oxygen; monooxygenase activity. Bases 1 to 1500 code for a protein of 499 amino acids.